This is a messenger RNA of Nycticebus coucang (slow loris), 6171 nucleotides long. RefSeq lists its product as uncharacterized. Gene Ontology annotation, molecular function: RNA-DNA hybrid ribonuclease activity; aspartic-type endopeptidase activity; nucleic acid binding. NCBI's taxonomy places the organism in Eukaryota, Metazoa, Chordata, Mammalia, Primates, Lorisidae. The record is from RefSeq and is a predicted model, not a curated record. Gene Ontology annotation, biological process: proteolysis; DNA integration; virion assembly.
AUGAUGAGUGUGACUGCCCUGGAGAAGUGGAAAGAACAACCCAAUCUUUUAACAGGUGCCGGCGUCAGGUUUAGGAUAUCAGAGCGGUAUAUUCGUUCAGGAGGACGUGCCGCUGUCAGGCUGGGGGACGCCCCAGAAUCAGGAGGUGACCACCUACUGUUGGUCACCGUCAGUACGGCGACGGGCCCUUCAUCAAGGUCCGGCCGUGUCCGGUCAGAAGGGCUUAGCCCUUUGGAAGCUGUCAGGUUAACGUGUCGGCCCUGUUGGGUUCGGUGUCUGUGUUUUCUGUUUGUCUUCCUCUUUGUCUGUGUGUUGUCCUACGUUCAUUUGUUGUCUCUUAAAAUGGGUCAGGGGAUGAUUACGCCUCUAUCUCUCACCUUGGACCACUGGAAGGAGGUUAAGGAACGGGGGUUUAAUCUCUCGGUCCUCAUAAAGAAGGGACCGUGGCAAACUUUCUGCACCUCUGAAUGGCCCACCUUCAAUGUGGGCUGGCCCCCUGAAGGUACCUUUAACCUCUCCCUUAUCUUUACCGUUAAAAAAAUUGUCUUCCAAGCAGGCCCUGGCUCGCACCUGGACCAACAGCCAUAUAUUAUCGUUUGGCAAGAUCUGGUGCGGAACCCGCCCCCCUGGGUCCGUCCAUGGCUAAUACCAGCCACCUCACAGGUCUUAGCCCUCCACUCGCCAGGAGCCAAGAAGCCUUUGGAAGACCCCCAGAAUGACCAGCUCCUCCUAGAUGAUGUCCCACCUCCUUAUCCUCGCCCCCCGCCGCCUCCAGGCGCCCCACAGGAGGAGGUCAUACUACCCUCCGCGCCAACCCUUCCUCCCCCAGGAGGGCCGGUACGCGGAACCAGAAGCGCCCGUGGACGACAAGGAGAGUUUCCCUCCCCAGAUUCCACUAUUACUUGCCCCCUCAGAGCCUAUGGACCCCCUCCUCCUCCCCCUGAAGAUGAGGGUCCCACUCCCCUCCAGCCCCUCCAGUACUGGCCUUUUUCGUCCGCCGACCUAUACAAUUGGAAAACUAACCACCCCCCUUUUUCCGAGGAACCCCAGAGUUUGACUGGGCUGGUGGAGUCGCUGAUGUUCUCGCACCAGCCCACAUGGGAUGACUGUCAGCAAUUGUUGCAAACCCUCUUCACUACAGAGGAAAGGGAUCGGAUCCUCCUUGAGGCGUGGAAAAACGUGCCCAGGGUGGACGGGAGACCAACGCAACUCCCAAACAGCAUGGAGGAGGCUUUUCCCCUUUCCCGACCAGACUGGGACUACAACACGGCUGACGGUAGGGAGCGACUGACAGUCUAUCGCCAGACUCUAGUGGCAGGCCUCCGGGGGGGGCAGCAAGGCACCCUACUAAUUUGGCUAAGGACAGUUGACCUGGGUAGGGGAACAGUAACCCACUCCUUCCUGGUGAUUCCUGAGUGCCCGAUGCCACUCUUGGGACGAGAUCUCUUGACCAAAAUGGGAGCCCAAAUCAGCUUUACCUCCGAGGGGCCCCAAGUAACUACAGCUUUAACCACCCAACUAAGUGAUGAGCACCGGCUUUUUGAAGACACCAGGCCGAGCACCCAACCCCCGCCUGACUUACUUGCCAAGUACCCCCAGGUCUGGGCUGAAACAGCUGGGACUGGACUGGCGAUAAAUCGCCCCCCCAUAGUGGUGGAACUGAAGGCAACUUCUACCCCUAUUGCGGUCCGCCAGUAUCCUAUGCCCCGAGAGGCACGCGAAGGGAUACGGCCCCACAUCCAAUGCCUUCUUCAACAAGGUAUCCUACGAGCAUGCAAAUCCCCUUGGAACACCCCCCUCCUCCCUGUCAAGAAACCAGGCACCCAAGAUUAUCGUCCAGUCCAGGAUCUAAGAGAAGUGAAUAGGAGAGUGCAAGACCUACACCCCACAGUGCCAAACCCCUAUAAUCUGCUUAGCUCCCUCCCCCCAGAUAAAAUCUGGUAUACCGUCUUAGACCUCAAGGAUGCCUUCUUUUGUUUACACUUACACCCUUCCUGCCAGGACAUCUUCGCUUUUGAAUGGACAGAUCCGGAUAGCGGCAGCACGGAGCAACUCACCUGGACCCGACUACCGCAGGGCUUCAAGAACUCUCCCACCCUCUUCGAUGAGGCACUUCAUCAAGACUUAGCCUGCUUUCGUGUCCGCAACCCAGAGAAAGAAGUCACAUACCUCGGUUACCAGCUCAAAGAAGGGAAAAGAUGGCUGACGACGGCAAGGAAGUAUGCAGUAACGCAGAUUCCACCCCCACACACACCUCGUCAAGUACGUGAGUUUCUGGGAACCGCAGGGUUUUGCCGUCUCUGGAUCCCUGGUUUCGCUGCUCUCGCUGCUCCUCUUUAUCCCCUUACUAAAGAGGCGACCCCAUUUCUAUGGGGUCCCCAACAACAGCAAGCCUUUGAGAGUAUUAAAAAGGCGCUACUAUCUGCUCCAGCCUUAGCUCUGCCUGAUGUAACUAAACCUUUCACCUUGUAUAUUGAUGAAAGGAACGGGAUAGCCAAAGGAGUUUUGACCCAGUCUCUAGGACCAUGGCAGAGGCCAGUUGCUUACCUCUCAAAAAAGCUUGACCCAGUCACCAGUGGCUGGCCAAUGUGCCUGAGAGCAAUAGCGGCAGCCACCGUGCUGAUCAAGGAUGCUGACAAGCUAACCAUAGGGCAAAUCUUGACAAUAAUUGCCCCACACGCUCUCGAAAGCAUUGUCCGCCAACCCCCUGACCGAUGGAUGUCCAAUGCCCGCAUGACUCAUUAUCAAAGCCUCCUGUUAGACCAAGACAGGAUUCGCUUUGGCCCUCCUGUCACCCUUAACCCGGCUUCUUUACUACCGGAGACUGGGGCCUCAGGAGAGGUCCUGCACUCCUGCUCUGACAUUCUCGCCGAAGAAACAGGCACAUGGCAAGAUCUCCAUGAUCAACCUCUACCAGGCGCACAACUCACCUGGUUCACGGAUGGAAGCAGCUACCUCCUAGAAGGUAAGCGAGUCGCCGGGGCUGCCAUAGUGGACACUGAAUGAACUAUAUGGGCCGAGCAUCUACCCGGAAACAUUUCAGCCCAGAGGGCCGAACUAGUCGCUCUGACUCAGGCCCUCCGGUUGGCAGCAGGCAAAAACGUAAACAUCUACACUGAUAGUAGAUAUGCCUUUGCCACGGCCCACAUACAUGGGGCUAUUUACAGGCAACGGGGGCUGCUCACCUCGGCGGGAAAAGACAUUAAGAACAAGAAGGAAAUUUUAGACUUACUGGAGGCCAUACACCUCCCAAAGAAGGUAGCCAUAAUUCACUGCCCCGGACACCAAAAAGGGGCCUCCAGCAUAGCCACCGGGAACCGCCGUGCGGACCUCGCAGCCAAGCAGGCUGCCCAAGGCAUUCCCACCUUCUCAGAUUUGGGACUCAGACAAGAGACCCCUGAAGGAGUCAGACGAACCCCUUCGGAAGACAAAAUCCUACCGGAAGAACAAGCCCGGUCCUUCAUCACCUACCUACACAAACUCACUCACUUGGGACCCAAGCACCUCCGAGCUCUAGUCCGAUCCUCCCCUUACUAUGUCUUUAACCUGAAUAAAUUAACUGAAGAAAUAACCAAGACCUGCCAACCCUGCCAGCUAGUAAAUGCCCACCCCAGUACAGCAACCUACAACAAACGCCUCAGGGGAGACCGCCCUGGCAGCUACUGGGAAGUAGACUUUACUGAAAUAAGACCUGCCAAAUACGGGUACAAAUACUUACUAGUGUUUAUAGACACCUUUUCAGGAUGGGUGGAAGCUUUUCCAACAAAGACAGAAACCGCCCAGAUCGUGGCCAAGAAAAUUUUAGAAGAUAUCAUCCCGCGGUAUGGCAUACCUAAGGUACUUGGCUCAGAUAAUGGCCCAGCAUUCGUUGCCCAGGUAAGUCAGGGACUGGCCAAAAUCCUGGGGUACAAAUGGAAAUUACAUUGUGCAUAUAGACCCCAAAGCUCAGGACAGGUAGAAAGAAUGAACAGAACUUUAAAAGAGGUCCUGACUAAAUUAUCCGUAGAGACUGGCAUAACAGACUGGACAGUCCUCCUCCCCUAUGCCCUCUUUCGGGUACGAAACACUCCUACCCCUUUCAAGCUGACCCCUUUUGAACUACUAUAUGGUGCCCCCCCUCCUUUAACUGCCUCUUGUACCCCUAUACCCGAUUCUCAUUCUUAUCCGUUUCUACACACCAGACUAAAAGCCCUAGAAACAAUACAGAAAGAAAUCUGGAGCCAAGUAGCUGAAGCAUACAUCCCCAGUGAUCUCCAAGUGCCACACCAGUUCCGAGUUGGGGACUCAGUCUACGUCAGACGACAUCGAGCCGCCACCCUGGAACCCAGGUGGAAGGGACCAUACAUAGUCCUUCUCACCACCCCAACUGCAGUCAAAGUCGACGGCAUCUCAUCUUGGAUCCAUGCAUCCCACAUCAAACCCGCCCCGCCGUCUGCAGGCCAGCAAUGGACGGUGGAGAAGAUGGAGAAUCCCCUCAAGCUCCGCGUCAAACGGACUUCUCCUCCUGAUUCUAGGCCUCCCUCUGAUAACAUUGAACAGGCUCUAGCUCGUGCCUCCAGACCCCCGGCACGCAUCCAGUACGGUCUCCUGGGGUCAGUAGACACGGGAAGCGGUGGAGCCAUAGGAUGCCAGACAACUGGGCAUCGCACUCUUUUGAGCCGCACUCCCUUUUAUGUCUGCCCCAAAGAUGGACAACCCCCAACCCUUAAACGGGCUUGCGGGGGACCUGAUCAAUUCUUCUGUGCACAAUGGGGCUGUGAAACCACCGGUGACGCCUAUUGGCAUCCCUCCUCACGGUGGGACUGGAUCACUGUACGGCAUAACAGCUCAGGGCAAUGCACCCUCAAUAUUACCUUCACUGAAAAGGGGAAAAAGCAACAAGAAAACUGGUUACUGGGCCGUACUUGGGGUCUCCGCUUCUACCUUACCUACGACCCUGACCCUGGACUACUGUUUAAAAUUAGACUCCUUGCCCAACCGAUCCUCCCUCAGCCCGUAGGACCUAACCCCAUUCUCCCUAAAAGAAACCCUUAUCCGCCUCUAGCUGAGUUGCUACCAUCCACCAACCACUCUAUCCAACCCAUAGAGGCUGUCCCCUCCAAUACGAGCAUAAGCCAAAGACUUUUUAACCUAGUCCAGGGAGCCUUUAGCACCCUCAAUACCUCAAACCCAAACCUAACCAACCCCUGCUGGUUAUGCCUGAACCCAAACCCCCCUUACUACGAGGGAAUUGCAGUCCGUGGUACCUCUGCAUUCGACAACUCCUCUACCUGCUGUGCCUGGGGACAUGGAAAACUCACCCUCCCCGAAGUCUCCGGACAAGGUACUUGUAUCGGGCACAACUCUUCCCUCACACACUUGUGCAACCAUACGAUCCCGCUACCCCGCAACUCGAGCUGGGCAAUUUCCCCCAACGGCACUUGGUGGGCCUGUACAACAGGGCUCACACCCUGCCUCUCUAUAUCAGUCUUCAACACCUCCCGAGAUGCUUGUGUUUUAGUCCAAAUACUCCCACACAUCUCAUAUUACACUGCUGAAAACUUCCAAUCCUCUUUCUCAGACCUACCACCCAGAAUUAAGAGAGAGCCUAUCUCCCUCACCCUAGCCGCUCUCUUAGGCAUAGGGGCCGCUGCCAGUCUUGCUACUGGCACCGCUGCCCUAGUCCAUACCCCCACUCUCGUCACAGAAUUACAAACAGCCAUAGAUGAAGAUUUAAAAUCCAUUGAACUCUCCAUAACGAAACUAGAAGAAUCCCUGACCUCACUUUCUGAAGUGGUUCUCCAGAACCGACGAGGAUUGGAACUCCUCCUUCUCAAGGAGGGUGGACUUUGUGCAGCUCUUAGAGAAGAAUGUUGCUUUUAUGCAGACCACUCGGGAGUAAUUCGAGAUUCUAUGUCCAAACUUAGAGAGCGUCUCGACACCCGUAAACGGGAACGAGAAGCCGCACAAAGCUGGUUUGAAAGUUGGUUCAACCGAUCCCCCUGGCUCACCACUCUCUUGUCCACACUCACAGGCCCCCUCAUCCUCUUAUUUCUCCUGCUCACUUUCGGCCCUUGCAUCCUAAACAGGCUAAUCAACUUUGUAAAAGAACGCAUCAGUGCGGUCCAAGUAUUGGUACUUCAGCAGAGGUAUCAACCACUCCCCCAAGAUUCCUCUCAGUUUCAGGAUUGA